CGAUCACCGCUGUGGAGGCUGCCACCUCAGCCCGCCCUCCAAGGGGCUCUCUGUCUUCUCAUUGGCUGAUCUGCCUCCUCCCCUCCCCUCUCCUAACGGAUCGUUCCAUGCGUCCACACUUCAGGACGUGACCAAUGACGCUAGGCUGCGGGGCGGGUGCACUGUGAUGACGCAGGUGGCGUCGCUGCAGGGGGGGAAGAAGAAGAAAUCGGAAGCGGCAAGGGAGCUUGAAGCAGCCGCUGCGUUACCAUGGGGGCCGUGCUGGGGGUCUGUUCGCUGGCCAGCUGGAUUCCAUGUCUGUGCAGUGGUGCCUCAUGUUUGCUGUGCCGAUGUUGUCCAAACAGCAAGAAUUCCACAGUGACACGUCUUAUCUAUGCCUUCCUCCUUCUUCUCAGUACGCUUGUUGCCUGUAUCAUGCUAGCACCAGGAAUGGAAGAGCAGCUGAAAAAGGUGCCUGGAUUUUGUGAUGAGGGGCUUCAUACCAAGCUACCACACAUGAAUGGCUUUGUCAACUGCGAUGUGCUGGUUGGAUACAGGGCAGUCUAUCGAAUCAGCUUUGCCAUGGCAGUGUUCUUCUUCAUUUUCUCUCUUCUUAUGAUACAAGUGAAAACGAGUAACGAUCCGAGAGCCUCAGUGCACAAUGGGUUCUGGUUCUUCAAAAUAGCUGCCAUAGUUGGUAUCAUGGUUGGAGCCUUUUACAUUCCUGAAGGGCCUUUCACAAGAGCAUGGUUUAUUAUUGGCAUUCUUGGAGCCUUUUGCUUUAUCCUCAUCCAGCUGGUGCUGCUUGUGGACUUUGCUCACUCCUGGAACGAGUCCUGGGUUGAACGAAUGGAGGAAGGAAAUUCUAGGUGUUGGUAUGUGGCUUUAUUUUCUUGUACGAGCCUGACCUACAUCUUGUCAAUAAUUUCUGUUGUGCUCUUCUAUGUAUUCUACACUAAACCUGAUGGUUGUACCGAGAACAAGUUCUUCAUCAGCUUUAAUAUGAUCUUGUGCAUUAUUGUUUCCAUCAUUUCUAUCCUUCCAAAAGUUCAGGAACAUCAACCUCACUCUGGCCUCCUCCAGUCCUCUGUUAUUAGUCUCUACACAAUGUAUCUCACUUGGUCAGCUAUGUCUAAUGAGCCUGAUAGAAGCUGCAACCCAAGUUUGUUGAACAUCAUCACACAGAUAACUGCACCCACAAUAACUCCAGCUAAUGCAACUGUUGUACCUGCUACUCAGGCUCCACCAAAGUCCUUGCAGUGGUGGGAUGCACAGAGUAUUGUUGGACUUGGUAUCUUUGUUCUUUGUCUCCUGUAUUCUAGCAUCCGCUCUUCUAGUAAUAGCCAGGUGAACAAGCUGACUUUGUCUGGGAGUGACAGUGCCAUGCUGGAUGACCCUGUGGGAAUGGAUGGUGGAUCUGUGGAAGAUGGAGAAGUUCGUCGGGUCAUGGACAAUGAGAAAGGGGCAGUUCAGUACAGCUACGCUUUCUUUCACUUCAUGUUGCUCCUUGCCUCUCUCUACAUCAUGAUGACGCUCACUAACUGGUACAGCCCUGAUGCAGACUUCAAAACCAUGACAAGCAAGUGGCCAGCUGUGUGGGUGAAGAUCUCCUCAAGCUGGGUCUGCCUCCUUCUCUAUGUCUGGACCCUAGUGGCUCCUCUUGUCAUUACCAGUCGGGACUUCACUUAAAUGAUUGUGCUUGUCUGAGAUUAUGAAAAUGCCUGAAGUUCCUCUGCUGAAAGCCAAAACGUCAUGUAUUGCUUCAGUUAUUUCUUGAAAUUAAGGCAAAUGCAUCUGUUCAUGUUCCAUGCAGGUGGAUAGAAACUGCUGGACUGUGUAAUGCUUGAUGCCGUAUCUCAACUACAUUAAUUUUGAUACUAUUUUAUUUUGACCUAUACGUGAGGUUAGCUGUUAGUGCAUUUUUGAAAUCUAUCACCACAACUGUAGUAGUGUUACAGCACAGAAGAAAAACACAAUAUUGAAGAGAACAAUUAAACACAAAGUAAUAUAAAAGAAGCUGCGUUUUUAGCAUAAUGCACUAAAUGCUUCAGUAUGUGGAAGUGUAAGCCAUGCUGCAUAAGCUUCUACAUUCCAUUGCAAAAGGUUGUCUAAAAGAGCACCCUCCUGUUUGUGGGCAGAAACUUACACAUUCCCUCCAAGACCAAUAUCCUGAAGAUGUGUAGCUGUUAACUGUAAUUCCUGUUCCCAGAAUAAUACUUUUAGGUUUUAUGGAAACUAUGCUUUGAUUUAGUAUAUUUGCCAAAUAUUUUAACUUUGAUUUAACUCUAAACUCAGAUACUUCUGUUUCAAAUUUAAAAUUAUGCUGGAAAUUUUUUUAUUAAUUCUCAAUUUGUGCUUGUCUGAGUUAAUACACAUUGUCAAUGUUUGCACUAUAAAUGCAUUUGAUUAAAAUAUAGAUUAACUGUU
Molecule: messenger RNA, 2406 nt
Organism: Chelonia mydas (Green sea turtle)
Lineage: Eukaryota; Metazoa; Chordata; Testudines; Cheloniidae
Gene: SERINC3
Product: serine incorporator 3
Exons: 10
Coding region: 250-1668 (472 amino acids)
Cellular component (GO): membrane
Source: RefSeq, a predicted model, not a curated record